This is a messenger RNA of Mizuhopecten yessoensis (Yesso scallop), 2219 nucleotides long. Its product is annotated as PDF receptor-like. NCBI's taxonomy places the organism in Eukaryota, Metazoa, Mollusca, Bivalvia, Pectinida, Pectinidae. Gene Ontology annotation, cellular component: plasma membrane. Gene Ontology annotation, biological process: adenylate cyclase-modulating G protein-coupled receptor signaling pathway; cell surface receptor signaling pathway. The transcript is spliced from 13 exons. Gene Ontology annotation, molecular function: G protein-coupled peptide receptor activity. The coding region runs from base 55 to 1500 and encodes 481 amino acids. The record is from RefSeq and is a predicted model, not a curated record.
UCUGGCUACAACUCGACCUUUGGAGACUACGACGUCCUUGACCCAUUGUCCACUAUGGCGUACAAUGGUUCCAUCACUGACCCUAGUAUGGUAAGAACAUGGCGGGCUGGCAGUGAUGAAGAUUGCUUCAGGAGUCAGGCAGAACAAAACUUCCAGAUAGAGGGAGAUGUCCACUGCAAUGCAACAUGGGACACUAUUCUGUGUUGGCCGGCCGCUCGGGUGGGAACUGUCACAUUCCUGCCGUGCCCCCAAUUACCAGGACUGGACGUUACGAAGCACGGUUUUCGGAGAUGCGGGGCAGAGGGACGAUGGGAAGGGAAAUUUCCUGGAGAUUUCUCAAACCCAAAGGGUUAUACCAAUUAUACCAACUGCUACACGCCGGAGGCGUACGACAUUUGGAAAAAGUUUUACGCAAACAAGUCAUCAGCUCAGAGACAGAUGAUCAAGGACAUUGUGGUGGGUACAAGGACAAUGGAGAUAGUUGGUCUGUGGGUGUCGCUCGUGUCUUCGUUAAUAUCGCUCUUCAUCUUUAGUUAUUUUAGGAGUCUUAGAUGUCAUCGAACAAGAAUUCAUCGAAACCUGUUCGUAUCCAUCAGCGUGCAGACGAUUGUACGCCUGAUACUGUAUGUCGAUCAGUUCGUGGCCCAGGCUGGAGGGAGGUCCACUAUCGGUACCACUGGCAUGAGUGAGGGCGCAACCAUAUUUGAAACACCGGUGCUCUGUGAGUUCCUGUAUGCAAUGAUUGAGUAUACGAAGACAGUACAGUUUAUGUGGAUGCUGAUUGAGGGUCUCUAUCUACACAAUAUGAUCGCAGUGUCUGUGUUUUCGGGACGUCCUAACUACAUCGUAUUUUAUUUGAUGGGUUGGGGUGUGCCGCUUCCUUUCACGAUAGGCUGGGUAACUACAAUGGCAUUAAGUCACACAGCCAGAUGUUGGUUUCCAUAUUAUUUCUUGCCUUAUUACUGGAUAAUAGAAGCUCCCAGAGUCGCAGUAAUAGCGAUUAAUUUAAUGUUUUUACUAAACAUCAUUCGUGUCCUUGUGAUCAAACUUCGGCGCAGUCAAACUAACGAACCGCAAGUAACAAAAGUCAGAAAGGCGGUGAAGGCGGCGUUAGUACUUCUGCCGUUGCUUGGUAUCACAAACUUCGUCGUCAUGACUGAUCCCCCUGCAGAUAACGUCACCAAAUUCGGGAUCUGGUCGUACACAACUUAUUUCCUCGUGUCAUUCCAAGGAUUCCUUAUAUCAUUGCUAUACUGCUUUCUCAACGGGGAGGUACAAUUAACACUACGAAAGCGCUGGGAGAGAUACCGACAUAGCAGAGUGGUACAAUCGGCCAGUUUUAGACGUCUCAGCCGCUCAUUCUCCGUCUUUACGUCUAUUACGGAAGUCCCAAACACAACAGUAAACCAGAAUCGUCGCUCAUCUGCCGUUCCAAUAUCCAAUGGCAAUGUAGUUCCGCUUCUGCGCGGUAUGAUCGUUCGCCGCGAGUCCCGGAUGUGACGAUAUCCAUUACGGUAUGAUGUUGAACAAUGUCGUGCCGGGCGUUCCAGAUUUUAGUAUCUCAGAACUGAAACCACGUAAUCUGAUUAUGCGUCGUUGGUUCCAAAUGAAAUAUUAUCACAAAAGACGCAAGUGUGGAUAAGGAAAAUACAUACAUGGACCUUCAUAAGACGCCCUUCUGUUUCCUGGAGUCACACUGGAAUCAUCAGCGAGGCGUGGAUCGCAAAUUAAUAACAGCUCCAUAUGAUGUUGACAAAGGUCAGGAUUGUGACUUUUCACACCAAAACAAAGCUACACGUGUCUCUACCGACACAAAACUUGGACAUUUAGACCAAUGACUUUAUACAAAGGAGUUCGUAAGUCAUUGAUGCGUGAUAACUUUGGAUGAUUAACCAAGUAAUGCAUAACAGGAUAUGAUGUUAUGUAUUAUAGUUACUGAAUAUGACAAUAGUAAGAAUAAGAUAUUUCAUAUAUUCCAUACACGAGCCUGACAAAAUAUUAAAUAAUAUAUUUAGCUGAAGCAUUCUGUAAAGCGUAUUGCCAAUGCAAUACUGUUCAAUCAAUUUUAUUUUAGUAUUGUGAACAUGCUUUCUGUAUAUCAUUUGUUCAAUUGCGCUGGCAAAAUCUUAAAUACAUGAGACCAGAACUUUUUAGAUUCGAUUUCUCUUUAAGACAACGUUAAAAAUGUGUAAAUUUGAAUUUAACGAUAGCUUAUAGUA